UCGACUUUACCACACAGUACAAUGUCUUCUUCUGAUUCUCUCACGGUCACUAUUGUUGGCGGCGGCAACAUGGGCACCGCCGUCCUCCGCUCGCUUGCGAGCACUAAGGCCAACAUCCGCCUCGCCACCCGCUCGCAGGCGACGCUCGACGCAUAUGCGGCGUCUCACAACGCCGAGCCGUUCCAGGCGCCCGACGCGACGCACCGGGCGUGCGUCGGUGCCGACAUUGUCGUCCUCGCCCUCAAGCCCGCGGCCAUCCUCGCUACAGCCGCGUUCCUUGCCAAGGACGCCGCUGACGGCACGCCGCGGCUCGCCGACGGUACCGUCGUCGUCUCGCUCGCCGCUGGCCUCAGCCUCGCCGCUCUCCACGGUGCGCUCCCGCCGAACGUCGUCGUCAUCCGUGGCAUGCCGUCGACGCCGAUGGCCAUCGGCUCGGGCACGCUCUCACUCGCCGCCGCCGAUCCGGCCCACAAGGCGUCGGCCGACGCCCUUGUCGCCCUCACCACCCUCUUUGAGCCGGCCGCCGACGCCGUCGUCACCGUCCCUGAAGACGCCAUGCAUGCUGUCACUGCCCUCGCCGGCUCCGGCCCGGCAUACAUCUUUGCCAUGGCUGAGGCCUUUCUUGAUGCCGGCUCCAUCCUCGGCCUGGAGCCACAGCUUGCCCGUGAUCUCGUCCGCGGCACCAUUGUCGGUGCCGCCUCAUACCUCGCCUCCCACGACGACUUUCCGGCCACACGCCUCCGCACCGAGGUCACCUCGCCCAACGGCACCACCGCCGCUGCUCUCUCCGUCCUGGACGAGCGCAACUGGCGCGCCAUCCUCGUCGACGCCAUCCGGGCCGGAGCCGCCCGCUCCGUCGAGAUGGGCAAGGCCCUCGACGACAUGGCUGCUGCUGCCGCAGCCGAGCCUUCCACCGAUGCUUAAACUCUGCCUGCUCUCCA
Thecamonas trahens ATCC 50062 is the source of this 941-nucleotide messenger RNA. Its product is annotated as pyrroline-5-carboxylate reductase. Bases 22 to 924 code for a protein of 300 amino acids. Gene Ontology annotation, molecular function: pyrroline-5-carboxylate reductase activity. The record is from RefSeq and is a predicted model, not a curated record. NCBI's taxonomy places the organism in Eukaryota, Apusomonadida, Apusomonadidae. The transcript has a single exon. Gene Ontology annotation, biological process: L-proline biosynthetic process.